CUUCAGCUUUCAUUGCCUUCACUGUCGACCACACUAUGGACUCGACGGACAACGGAUUACAGGAAUGGCUGCUGAAGGAGGACAACGAGUCCAUCACCGAUGACGUGGAGGACAUGCCACAGAUGUUUGGUGGCGAAGUGGGCGCAGACGUAUCGGCGGACACUCGGGCGACGGUCGAGAAGAUGACAGCCGUGUGGCUGCAGAUGGGACUCAACACCACAGAAAUGGUGGACCGGAUGAAAGAGAUGCGCGAAAUCCACGCGACAGCCAAUCGGAACGCUCUGAAGACGGAGUCGUCGACACUCCAGAGACUCAUUGAAUACAAUGAGAGGAAACUUCAGGAAAUCAAUGGCAUUCUCGUGGAUCUAACGCUGCCGUCAUUUACGGCGCCCACCUUUGUGUCACUGAAACAAACCGGAAGAAUACUGGUCUACAAACACAACGAAUUGGAGGCCCUGAAGAGGGAACGACUGAACCAAUUGACGCAAUUGAAGUCCAAGAGAGACCGACUGCUGAAGAUGAUGGCCGCGAAGGCCAAGGAGUUCAAUACCGCCACUAAUAUUCCCAGC
Messenger RNA from Oppiella nova, 569 nucleotides. The record is from the annotation of a GenBank genome assembly. NCBI's taxonomy places the organism in Eukaryota, Metazoa, Arthropoda, Arachnida, Sarcoptiformes, Oppiidae.